CGCCCUAAAUAAGAAGUUUUCAUUCUGGAAAACGCCCUCUGUUGACAGAAUGUGCAAAAUGUAGUCAGUUUUGUUCAGUUCAAAAUGGCGGCCUCCAUGAACUGACAUCAUUUUUUGUAACAGAAUUUAGUCAGAAAUCAAACAGUGAGCCAUUCCAACACAAAUAUACUGCUCGGGCUACACAACUUAAAGACAGUUCAUGGUGGUUUUUGAGUGGAGCUAAUAGAGUCUUGAGUACUGCAGCUUGAGUACUGUGACAUACAUUUUGUAACCAUCCACCCUAAAAUACAGAACUAUGUGAAGUAUGUAUCCACUCUCUACAAUGGCAAAGAGUUCCCAGUUAUCACAGCGCCAGCAAUGGGUAUCGCCCUCGUUUGAUGACUUUGACAAUGCACCUCAUGUUAGCAGACCAACAAAACAUCCAUCAAAAUCAACGAGUGACAAGAAAGCUGAGGACACUCUUCCACAAUUACUCGGUCGAAAGAGAAGCCGCAAUGAUGAGAACCCUGGGAGGAUUCGAACAGCAGACAAGGACAAGUAUCGUAAGAGUGUGGAUAUUGAGGCAUGGGUAGACAAACACGCACCACAGAUACAAACUGAUCUAGCCGUACACAAGAAGAAAAUUGCGGAAGUUGAAGAAUGGUUGAAACGUCACAUUCAACAGCGACAAAGAGCAAGUGGACAGAAAGCCCCAAUUCUGGUGUUGACUGGACCAGCUGGAGCUGGUAAGACUGCGACGAUUCAUGUUCUGGUUAAGGAACUACAUGCUGAAGUUCAGGAAUGGUCCAAUCCGGAUGUAGCAAGCUUUGAUGUUGAACGCUUCAGGCAAGACAGACAGGAUUUCAACUUGCUUGGAGGUCCUGUUAGCCAAUCACAGACCGCUCUCUUUCAAGAUUUCCUGACGAGGGCUAACCGGUAUCCAGCCCUUCAACUCUUUGGUAGUGCAGUGUCAUCACAGAAAGUUUGUCUGGUUGAGGACAUCCCCAAUGCAUUCUACCGGGAUCCACAAAGCUUUCAUAAUGUCUUGCGAAAGUUCACCGUCACUGGUCGUUCGCCAUUAGUAUUUAUCAUCAGUGAUACGCACGGCGGAGAAUCUAGUGCCUAUAAGUUAUUCCCCAAAGAUCUACAAAGUCAUCUUGGAUUUGAGAGCAUAAGUUUCAAUCCUGUAGCCCUAACCAGCAUGGUAAAGGUGAUGACAAGAAUUGCAACGUCUGAAUCGAAUCGGGGUAGGAGGAGAUUUCCUGUGCCAUGUAAGACUACCAUUGAGGCCUUAGCCAACGCUAGUGCUGGUGAUGUUCGUAGUGCAAUCAAUACAUUACAGUUUGCAUGUCUCAAAGACACGCAUGAUCUAGAAGAAGCACUUGCUGCCAACCCUCCUAAAUCCUCCAAAGGUAAAGGUAGAAGACAACCAGUUGGGAAGUCUGGGAGACAGACCAAAGAGAAGAAAGUUACGAAGGAUAGCUCCUUGGCAGCAAUCGGAGGCAGAGACACAUCUAUGUUUCUCUUCAGAGCUCUAGGAAAGAUCCUGUACUGUAAAAGGGAACCCAAAAGCCCUGAGGAUCCUGUCCUUCCAGCUCAUUUAGCUCAUCAUGAAAGAGAUAGGUUAAAGGUCAAUCCAGAGGCAGUGUUAGAGCAAACUCAUAUGAGUAGUGAUAACUUCAACCUGUACUUACAUCAGAACUAUCUAGACUUCUAUGAGAAUGUUGAAGAUGUUGUCCAAGCCAGUCAGUAUUUCAGCGAUUCAGACUUUCUCACAUGUGAAUGGAGGUCAAGAUCAGCGAUGACAAGCUAUGGAGCUUCCCUUGCGUCACGUGCUUUAAUUCACUGUAAUACUGCUCGGAGUCGAUGUAAUUGUACGAGUAGUGUAGGAUGGAAACCUCUUCACAAACCACAAUGGUUUGAUACUUCUAAAAAGUAUCGUGAAGGUUGUCUAUCUGCUAAGGGCUUGUUUGUUGGUCAAUGCUGGACUCCGGUUGAGCUUCAGACCCAACUCUUACCCUAUCUUGCCAUCAUCAGUGUCCCCUUAAAGAAUCCAGGUCAGAUUAAUUUUCUUCAAGAAGUGACAAGAUUUACUCGAUACAAACAAACAUGGAGGCAUCGACCAGAAAAGCUGGAUGAGAAAGACGAAAUAGAAGAUGAAGCUGAUGAAGAUGUCCCAAGCUCACAAGGAGUUCGAAUGUUACCCCAAAGAGGGCCUCACAUCACUGCCGAAAGCGUUGACCCUCUCAGCAAAGUCGCAUCCACAGAAGAUGAGAUCGUUAUAGAGGAUUUUGAUGACUGAUCAUAAUAGGGCAAAAUUUCAUAAAGUUGUUUACUGGAAAAUUCUACCUAUCAAAUUCCUUUGCUUAGCGAGAAAUGGGCAGGAUGCCAGUGACUUCUUGGCAUGUGGGAUACAGAAGCAUUGUACAGACCCCUUACAGUGCAAGAUUUUGUUUAAAUUUGUUUCAUGCCAGACACUCAAGGCCUGAAGGCUACUUCAAGGUGUGGGCUACAAAUCAACUAUUUUUCAAGAGGCUGUUGCCACCUGCUCCUAGGGCUGAAACAG
Molecule: messenger RNA, 2545 nt
Organism: Asterias rubens (European starfish)
Lineage: Eukaryota; Metazoa; Echinodermata; Asteroidea; Forcipulatida; Asteriidae
Product: cell cycle checkpoint protein RAD17-like
Exons: 16
Coding region: 305-2281 (658 amino acids)
Biological process (GO): mitotic DNA replication checkpoint signaling; DNA damage checkpoint signaling; DNA repair
Molecular function (GO): chromatin binding
Source: RefSeq, a predicted model, not a curated record